AUGACCUACUCAUUAUUUCCCGAUAGCUCGAAAAAUAUUAGCUCAAUCGUGCAAGAAUUGGACAAGGCCAAAGUACCAAAAAUUCAAACUGAACCGCCUGUAUAUCAAAUAGCAACCAGAUCUUCAGUCACGGCAUGCUUUGGAGUAUUGCAUCGUAACUCUGCUUGGCCAGCCGCAUAUGUUGGUUUUGAUACAGAAACAACUGUUAGAAGAUCCGUACACCAUCGUAUGGUGUCGUUGAUACAAAUUGCGACAUCCGAGUUUUGUCUCUUGUUCCAAGUAUACCGAAUAACUCGAGGAGAUGCAAGCAAAUUUCCCACAGCGCUACAACAACUACUCAACAAUCCCAAAAUUCUCAAAGUCGGUGUGAAUGCUCGAGGAGAUGCCAAGUGGCUUAAAGAAUCAUAUGGUAUCGAAAUGGAUGGAAUCGUGGAUCUCGAUCGCAUGGCAAAGGAAAAGGGACUCUAUGCCAGAUCCCUUGCUGAAUUGGCACUUAUGUUUACCGAUAACGGUCUAGAAUUGAGCAAGACGAACAAGAUUAUAGAAUGGGACUUUGAUGCUGCUUGUCUGGAUGCCGAAAUUGUACAAUACGUUGCGUGUGAUGCAUUUGUUGCUAUACAGAUUUACGAGAAUAUGCUUGUAGAUAAACGAAAUCCAAAUUAUAAAUCUUGGGAAGAACGGUACCCUAUGACUCUGGAAGAAGAAGAAUCUGAACUGUAUGCAUUACUCAAGCGAAAUCAUAUGAAUGGAACGGUAAUUAAAGUAGGCAAGUUGAUUAAUGCUGGACAGUCGGCGUAUAGCCGUUGGCAAAAGACAAAGCCCGAAACGUUAGAUCGUCGACAAGCGAUAAGCAUUGCCGUAAAGCAUUAUCUAGCCGAUGGCCGACUAAUUCUUGACAAGGACGAUGAUUCGACUGGUCCUGGUGAUUCGACUGGUCCUGGUGAUUCAGCGGGUCCUGGUGAUUCAGCUGGUCCUAGUGAUUCAGCUGGUCCUAGUGAUUCAGCCGGUUCUGAUGAUCCGACAGGUUUUGUCGAUUCACUUGAUGAAAAGGAAUUUCUCCAACUUCGCGUUAAAAUCCCGGGCGUUGCAUUGGGUACUAUAUUAGAGUUGCCGGAAGCUGAAAGCUUUCUUACCGAAAAAGGUCUUGACAAAAACGACGUUUUAUUUAUCAAAUGGCUUUCACCGCAUUUGCACAAGACAUUGAGAAAGAAGGUUAUGAUCAAUUUGUGUAAAACGACCAGGGCGGCUGAAUUUGAUGAGGAACAGAGCAAACUUUACGUUACGGACAUGGUUCAAAAAAUGACAGGAUUUGAUGCUUUCAAAUCCAAUAGUGACAAUCACUCUUUUGAGUUUAAUCCAGUAUGGGUGGAAGAAUUGGAACGAAUAUACGAGAAUACGUCAAAUAAAAUUAGGCAUAAGGAAAACUCUGGGGAGGGUGAACUUUCUGGCAAAGGUAAUCAGUAG
Messenger RNA from Paraglomus brasilianum, 1464 nucleotides. The record is from the annotation of a GenBank genome assembly. NCBI's taxonomy places the organism in Eukaryota, Fungi, Glomeromycota, Glomeromycetes, Paraglomerales, Paraglomeraceae.